AUGAAGCUCGAAGAAUUGUAUGAACUCUUCGAAAAGAACAUAAAUGAGCCGCAUCGCGAAGAGACCCUCAAUGCAAUGGUUAAUCAUCCCCAAGGAAACAUCCUUGCUCAGUGUGUAUUUGAGCGAGCAAAUGCGCCUCUUUUUCUCGCUGCUAAGAAUCAGCUUCUUCCUAACGACGAGGGCGAUGAAUACGGCCCGUUCGAUUCUCUUUUGGAAGCAGGUUAUUGCAAGAGGAUCCUUCGAGUUAUGGCCUGCGAGGAUUAUGUAAUCAAUCUCUUGAAAGACGAAUUUCUGCGUAGAUACGAGCGUGAACCGGACAGUUUGUCCGAUAUUGUCCGAAUUCUGGCCGAUCGAGAAGAAAUCAAGAACGAAUCCAUGAUUCCAAAAGCUACUUUUGAGAUGGAUGCGUAUUACCCGACAGUGAAAAUUGGCAGUGAGUGGAUCAUUUCAGACACUAUGAUAAAUGGUCCAGACGCAUGUAACAAAUACGACGAGCCACAGACAGACGGACUCGAGCUGUAUGUUUACAAGAUUUCAAGAUCAAGUGGCAUUCUCUUGAAGGAAUUGCAUCUUCCUCUGUCUUUUAUUGGAAUGCCGAAUUUGCUUCUGGAGCCAUUUCUUAUUAUGUUUGAUGGAACCGACAGCUUUGAAGUUCACAAUUUGCUCGAACCAACCGGGGCACCAAUGACUAUUAAAAGAAGUAGAGAAAUAGUUGGCGAUAUGGACUUCGGCCUUUGGGCAGGGUCGAAAUACGAUAGCGAUAUUCGUAUCAAUGGAAAGCCCCCUGAAAGUGUACUUUUUCCAGUCGUCUAUAUGCCGAAUGCAACGAGCGUUUGCGUAGAAUGCACUAGAAUUGGAAGAUCGUCAAUCCAGAUUCUAUGGAAAGAAACUUUCCAUUUUCCUGAAGAGUACGAGGCUAAUAUGAUUUUCUUAGACCGCGACAACUAUGUUCUAUUGAUCAACGAUCGAGGAGAUACCCAUAUCUUUCACAUUAUCCUGUCCAAACAAAAAAUAAAGCGAUACUUUCUCGCGGCCUCAGAAUACUUCUCUUUUGGAUUGUUCAAAGAGCAACUUGUCAUGGGACAUUUUGGCUACACAACAGAUGAAAACAAUCGCCAAGUUAUGUCCUUCGGAUUUUUGACUGACAAGGAAGACGAGAAUUUUCAAGUUGCAUGUUUCUUCAAAAAUGGAGAUCAUGAAGAUAUUUCAAUAGGAAGAGACCAGAUACUGCAUUUCAGAAAUUUACACACUGAAGAUACGACGAUAAAAAUAAUAAGCAUAGAUUACCUGUUGAAUUUUCUGGAGGAUAGAGAGCAAGAAAAGACUAUUCAAACUAUUGAAAUAAUGGGUAUCGCCGAAACAAAACCUGUCAUUGAAAUAGUCCUUUCUAUGUGGGGAGGCUUCGGCGGCUUUGGCCAAGGAUGGCGAGGCCAAGGAAAUCGCGGCGGUGGCUACGGCCGCGGUGGCGGAAAUUUUCCAAAUCGCGGAGGCUACCGACAACAAAUGUGGAACGGUAUGCCUAUGAACAAUGGCAUGCGAAUGCCGAUGGGCGGCAUGAACAAUAUGGGCGGUCGGAUGCCGAUGGGUGGUAUGCCGAUGCAACAAAAUCCUCGUAUGCAAGGACAGGGCGAAGAAAUGCCAACUAUGCUGCACAUGGGAUAUGAUGGCGAAGGAUUCGGGGACGACCCUGCUGGAGAAGUGAAAACUGAAGUAAAGAUGGGUAGUUCCACUAAAGAAUCUGCCCCUAAACUUGGCAAAAUGGGCAAAGUUGGUGAUAUGAAGCCAGUGGAUAGUGGCGAAAAAUCUGAAUGGCCACCAAGUCUCAUGGACUACAUUUCCCGCGCGUUUUCUUCCUGCAGAAAUGACCAAGAAAAAGACAAGACAGAAAGUUAUUUGAAAGAUCUUCUGAACGGACGAUUGAAAUCAGGCUCUGCUUAUGAAAUUGACUGGGAAAGCGAGCCGCUUCCGAAGGAUAUCUUUGUCGACAAGGGCAAGAUCUCAUACGAAAAGAAUACGCAGCGAGAUAUCAUGUACGACUCAGCCAAGAGAGACGCGGACUUGUUAGAAUCUAUGCGUUCAAUGACGAACGUCCCAAGAAAAAUGACCAAGGCCGAGAAGAAGGCAAAGAAACGAGGAGCUGUAGCUGGUCUCACAUCAGCUGAAGCUCAGAACUAUCAAGUCGUUGAUCCAAUGGAAGGCGUGAAACGCGCCGCCCGAAACAUGCGAUUCCAGUCUGACAUGAAGAAAGAAAUGCAAAAGCGUCAAGUUCCACUUCAACUCAAUCUUGGAGGCGGCUUUGAGGCGCCGAAAACAUUUGAUCCGUCAAAAGCGAAAAUUAUCGGCACUAGCACUCAAGUAUUCAAGCCUUAUCUUCGUCUUACCUGUGCUCCUGAGCCUUGGGAAGUUCGAACUAAAGCCCAGCUUCCAAAAUCUUUCAAGGCUGUUCUCGAGCGAUGGAAAGACGAGAACAACUACAAAUGGACUUGCGAGCAGCUCAAAUCAAUCCGCCAGGAUUUGACUGUUCAGUGCCUGAGAGAUGAGUUCAUGGUUGAAGUCUACGAGACUCACGCUAGGAUCGCGAUCGAAGCUCAAGAUCACGCUGAAUUUAAUCAAUGCCAAUCACAACUUGCCAUGCUCUACAAAGACGGCAAAAAGUCAGAUAACAAGGCGGAAUUCGCAGCAUACAGUAUCAUUUAUUGUCUUUACACAAGAAAUAUGACGGACAUGACCAAACGUCUCUCCCAACUUACAGAGGACAUGGCAAAUGAGACUAUCAUUUCCGAUGCUCUCAAACUUCGCUCUCACCUUUGUCUCGGAAAUUAUUUGGGCUUUUUCCGUAUCUACAAACGCUCUAGUGCUCAUAUGAAAAUGCUUGUUGGAAAGUUUAUUGAGCGUGAGAGAAGAAAGGCAAUUUGCACUAUUGUGAAAGGUUUCCGACCAUCGUUUCCGGUCAGUGAUAUCGCCGAUCAGCUAGCAUUCGACGACGAAAAAGAAGCUCUUCAGUUCCUGACGGAGAACAAGUUGACGAUCAAGGAUGAUCAAGUAGAUUGCAAAGAAUCUGUUGAUGUUGUUCCAGCCAUUAGAGCAACUAUAAAGGCCGAUUGA
Messenger RNA from Oikopleura dioica, 3105 nucleotides. The record is from the annotation of a GenBank genome assembly. NCBI's taxonomy places the organism in Eukaryota, Metazoa, Chordata, Appendicularia, Copelata, Oikopleuridae.